Molecule: messenger RNA, 2586 nt
Organism: Rotaria sp. Silwood2
Lineage: Eukaryota; Metazoa; Rotifera; Eurotatoria; Philodinida; Philodinidae
Source: the annotation of a GenBank genome assembly
AUGAAUUCAUUGAAUAAUCUAUUUUUUCUUUUUGUAUUCGUAUCAAGUAUAAUUGGGAAUGCAUUGAGUGUUUAUACUCAUGCUGCUUUUGUUAAUGAUGUUCGUCGAUCACAACAAAAGUAUAGAAAAUUACGAAGUUCAGUUAUUUCUGAUCCUAGUGAAGAAUAUUCAUUACAAAUGAACAAUACAGCUUUAUUUGGAUUACAACCAUGUAGUCAUAUGCAAUGUGAAAAAAUUGCUAUUGUUGGUGCAGGUGUUACUGGAUUAACAAUUGCUUAUGAAUUGACUCGUGCUGGUUAUGAAGUUAUUGUAUUUGAAGCAAAUAAACAAGCUGGUGGACGAUUAUUUACUUUUGAUACAGAAAAAACAAUAAUUGAAUUAGGUGGAAUGAGAUUACCAUUAGAUAUUCAUACAUUAACAGAUAUUUAUAUUAGAAAAAGAUUUAAUUUACCAUUAGAACCAUUUAUUAGCUCUCAUCCAAAUACUUUUGUUUAUAUUAAUGGUAUUAGAUAUCGAUCAGAUAAUACAAGUUUUCUUCCUAAUGAAUAUAAUUUACAAGUUUAUUCUCCAUUUGAUCGAUGGAAUGAAGCAGUAAAACCAUUAUUCGAUUUAUUUUAUAAUCAAGGUUGGAAUGCUGUUGUUAAAAAAUAUGGUUCAUAUAAUGUAAGACAAUAUUUAAUUGAGUUUGGUUUAUCAAAUAUGAUGAUUGAUUAUAUUGGUUUAAUGUUUGGUAUUGAAACAAAUUUAUAUACAGCAUUGACAUCUCAUUUUCGUGAUGCACUUCUUAUUAAUGCAUAUACAAAAUUUUAUCAUAUUAUUGGAGGAAAUAAACGUUUAAUUGAAUCAUUAAGUGAACCAUGUCAAAUAAAUUAUUCAACAUCAGUUUUAGCAAUUCAUCGAAAUGAAGAUAAAACAAUAAAUAUAACAAUUAAAAAUUCUAUGAAUAUAACGAAUAUAAUGAAAUUUAAUCGUGUAGUUGUUGCAACAACAGCACCAGCUGCACGUUUUAUUCAUUAUACACCUAUUGAUGAACAAGUUAAAAGAAUGUCACGUGCAUUAAGACAACUUCAUUAUGAUUGUGCAAGUAAACUUGUUUUAUAUUUUAAUCGUUCGUGGUGGCAUGAUCAAAAUAUUUAUGGAGGUUCAUCUACAACUGAUUUACCAGUCAGAUUUAUUUAUUAUGAUAAUUAUAAUACAACAAUUAAUGGAAAUAAUCAUACGGAAUCUGUUUUGCUUGCAUCUUAUACAUUUGCACAAGAUUCAACAUUAUGGUCAUCAUCAACAAUUGAUCAAAUAACUGAUCAAGUUUUAUCUAAUCUUGAAGAAAUUCAUGCAAGAUCAGAUAUUAGACAAUUUUAUCUUCGAACUGUUGUUAAACAUUGGUGUACUGAUUCAUUUUCACAUGGUGCCUAUGCUUUAUUUUUACCAUAUCAAGAAGAAACUAUAAAACCUAUUUUAAUGGAAUCAUUUGAUAAACUUGUUUAUUUUGCUGGUGAACAUAUAUCAACAGCACAUGCAUGGGUCGAAGGUUCGAUUCUUUCAGCUUUACGCAUCUUAAUUCAAUUACAACAAGAAAAAUUUGAUAUUGUUAUUGUUGGAGGUGGUUUAUUAGCAUUACAAACAGCUAUUGAAUUAUCUAAACGUCAACCAACAUGGCAUAUUCUUCUUUUAGAAGAAUAUUCAUUUUUAAAUAAUACUUGUUUAAAUCAAUUUGAAUCUUCAUCAACAAAUAGAGCAACAAAAGAAUAUUUACAUUUUGGUCCAAAUCUAAUUAAUGGUCAAUUUAAUUCAACAGAUUUAAUGAAUCAAUUUUAUUUUGAAAAUUUACCAACUAAUUAUCGAGGUCAAUUCAAUGGAAAAUUAGAAUUUCUUAAUACAACAAAAAUGAUUAUUGAUUCAUUAAAUAUUCUUAAACAAGACAAAUAUAUUAAUAUAACAAUUUGUGAAAAUGAACGUUUUAUUAAUAAUAUUCAAAAUCAAAUAAUAACUAAUCGUCGAGAAAUUACAGUUAAUCAUAAAAUAUUAUUUCUCGACAAUUGUUAUUUAAAUGAUUAUAUUAAAGAAUUACUUCAACCAUUUAAAAUAAGUAUUAAGACAGAACAAUUUCCUUUAUUAUCAUUUCCUUUAAAACGAACAAAUUCAUUAAUAACAUGGUUAUAUAAUAAUCAAUUACUUGGAUAUGAUUCUAAUGAUACAAAAUCUGAACAAAGAAUAAUUCUAUUAAAUUCAAAUGUUACUAGUGCAUUAUCUUGGUUAAAUGAACAUGCAUCAUCUUUCAUUGAUAUUAAUCAAAUCAACUAUGAAUCUGAUUAUAAACAAACAACAUUAAUUGAUCAAGAUCAUAUUAUUGAUUAUUUACCUAAUUCAAGUAACAGAUCAAUUCUAUUUAUUGGUCGAACUAAUAUUGAUCUUUAUCCAAUAUGGAUUGAUAUUUUAAUAGAUUUAACAUUGAAUAUAUAUAAACCAAGCAUGUCUAACUAUUCUAUUCUAUUGCCAAAUCAAUUUGUAUCAAACUCUUCUUUUCAAAUGUCAAUCUCGAUGAAUAUUAUUUUCUUUUAUUUUCUUUUAUUGCUUUUUCUAAUGUAA